CAUCUCAUCAUUCCAAUUCCCAAGCUAAGUUUCCCCCAAGCCCACUAGAGAAACUUGUAAGCAAAACAUGGCUUCAGGGGUCAAUGCUCAAGGAAACAUCAUUCUCCUGGUGGCUGUAGCUACCUCUCUUUUGGCAGUCACUCAGGCUGCCACCGUGGUCGUUGGAGGCUCUGAAAACUGGCGCUAUGGUUACAACUACACGGAGUGGGCGGCCAACAACGCACCAUUUUACUUUGAAGACACCUUAGUGUUCAAAUAUAAGGCUACCCCAGCUCACAGCGUUUACCUGCUGCCAAACUUGUGGAGUUACUUAACAUGCGAUUUCAGUAAAGCAAAGCUUUUGGCUAAUCCAAGUCAAGGACAGGGCAAUGGCUUCAAAUUCGUGCUAAACCAAUGGAGGGUUUUCUACUUCGCUUCUGCUGAAGGUAACGACUGCAAAGAUGGGAUGAUGAAGCUCAUUAUUGUGCCUUGGCCACGUGCUUAAAAUCCUUUUAUAAAACACCAAGGGAGACUGCUCGGUUUGAAGGUACUCAAUCGUUUGGGAGAGGACCAUCAGCCAUGAUUGAAUAAAUAUAAUAAAGGGUCAUCACUUGGUCAUGAUCAGUCAUAAAAUUGUUCAAUGUUCGUUGUAUACGUUUUGUUCUAUUUUUCCCUUCGAUGGGUAGACGUCAUAGGAAAAAGUUCGUGAAUUGCUUUCGUUCUUGUUAAAACAAAAGGAAUUGUGUUGUGUCUUGUUGAAUGCAUAUCUGUUAUCAUUAUACAGAAAUAAAAUUGAGUUUUCUCUAUUUACAGCUUA
Theobroma umbraticum is the source of this 796-nucleotide messenger RNA. RefSeq lists its product as uncharacterized. NCBI's taxonomy places the organism in Eukaryota, Viridiplantae, Streptophyta, Magnoliopsida, Malvales, Malvaceae. The record is from RefSeq and is a predicted model, not a curated record. Gene Ontology annotation, molecular function: electron transfer activity.